Molecule: messenger RNA, 3267 nt
Organism: Habropoda laboriosa
Lineage: Eukaryota; Metazoa; Arthropoda; Insecta; Hymenoptera; Apidae
Biological process (GO): malate transmembrane transport; phosphate ion transmembrane transport; oxaloacetate transport
Molecular function (GO): protein binding; succinate transmembrane transporter activity; malate transmembrane transporter activity
Source: RefSeq, a predicted model, not a curated record
AUGAAUCAUUAUCAUAAAUUAUUGCAAACCGAAGAACUAUACUCUCAAUCUGUAGAAAUGAUAAAAGCCUCUAUUAUAGGUAUCCAAGAACAGAUUCAUCCGAUUAAGAAAUUCCUUGGUGAUCGAAAGAAAGAAAUUGUUAAGCAGAUCAGUGUAAAGAGAAGGCCGUAUGAACCCGAUACAUUAGAAUACACACGAUCGUUCUACGAGUACACGUUAAAGGAACUCAUAAAUAUCGAACGAGCAUGUGAGGAAUGUCUCGUGCGGUUCAACGUCGAUUUAUUGACGGCAACAAACGGACGCAUGCAACCACCGUCUUAUUUAUCUCCGGAAGAGAUGAGAAGAGCUUACGAAAUGUGUUGCGAUGCGUUCGAUGAAACGAGGGACGAGCCAUCCUGUCGUUGCACUUGGGAGAACGUGCCUCAGCGAAGUCUCGACGACACUCGCGAUAUCAUAGCGAAACCGAGAGAAAUAAUGCGUACCGAGUUCGACGAGUCUGAUUUGAAGUUUAAGCAAGAGAUCGUUUACCUUCGAACGAAAAUGUUCUCUUUACCAAGAAAGCGAAUCGACUUACAUCGAUCAAGCAUUAGGCUAACGUUGAAAACCGCCGAAUUCAUUCAAAGUCUGAAGGAACAAGAAAUUACCACGGUUUUUUCCGUGCAACACGAACUUUCUAAGAUAAACAUUCUAAAAUUCGUCGAUGGAACGUUCACAAUUUGCGAUAUUUGGCUGAAAAUUUUAGAAUUUCACGGAAAUCAGUACGGCUCGAAGUGGCGUUUAAUGCUUUGUCCUCAAAUAGAAAAAAUCGCGAAGAAACGCUUGAUACCGACCUUACACCUGGAUCCACGUGCAACUUUCGAUUUUAUUUCACAGAUCAAUCAGUUCACGAAUUUUUUCUUAACAAGAAAAGAUUUAAUUUCUCUGUUGAAAGAUGACAACGAACGUGCUUGGUUGAACAGUUGGAAGCUGCAGAUACACAUGAUCGGUGGGAGAGAGGUUGCAGCUACUUUGAUACAAGCCUUUUGGCGUGGUUAUUGGCUACGUCGCAGGAAAGCGCAAUCCUGCCGACUCUACAUAGCCGCAAGUCUCCUAUGGUUCGCCUGGAUCACUCUGAAAGGCAAACGAAAGAUGCACCGGCGUUAUCUCGACAAAAUGCUAACCUCCAUGCAAACCACGCGUGAUCUAAUCGCAAAACUGUCCAAAGAUUUCCGUUCCAUCAUUCAAGAGCCACACGUGGUGAUACACCUUCCAUCCAUCGGUCAUCCAAUGGAGAUACGUCGAAUACUAAAUCCAAAGAUGUUCGCCAUCUACCAGAACAUCACCAUCCUACGUAUCUGCUUCGUACGAAAUCCAAAAACCGAAGUGAUCUACGUUCUCCCCGUGAAACCUACUCAAGACCUGUUAACGAUGUACAGCGACUUCAUCGAGUCGAUAUCUCCCGCCGAAGAAGUCGCCAAACGAAUCACUUUCGUCGCUCUUUCUCAAUCGGGGACCUUCAAGAAUCGUUCGUUGAACGUCUCCAGGAUCCUCCACUGUUCCGAGGACUCUCUUCACGCGAUCAAGAGGAAGAUCUCCGGCAAGCCGGCCUACUUCCUGCCCUGCGUCGUCGACGAGUGCGACAUGAGAGUUGCUGGAAAUCUCGAGGUCCCUCUGUUGAGCACCGAAAUGGAGCUGCAAAUGAAGUUUCUCAAUCUCUCCACGAUGUCCGAGAUGAUCGACAAUCUUGGCCUCCUGCAGCCACCUCACGCCAGGAACUUUUUUUGCACGUCUUUGGCUCGAUUGAUGAUCCUUCACACGGAAGUGUGCGUGUGGUUGAUCAAAUUGAAUUACAGCGUGGCGAAUAAACAUUGCGGAAUUUUUCUGAUCAAUCAUAUCAGCGUGCCUUUCAUGCCCGUGCUGAGGAGGGAACGAGAGAAGUACGGAGAUUUGUGGAAAGAGGAUUCGAGCCUGCGCGAGGAGUUUUACGAGAGAUUGAAGGAGCAUCUGCCUAGGGUUGUGUGCAACGUGACGAGAUUGUCGAAGAUUUACAAUUGCUGGAAGGAGUUCUACGCGCAUUUGCAGAAAUUUGGGUGCCUCUUGCAAGCAGUUCCUGUGGCGAAGAGCUCGAAGACUAUCGUCGUUUGCUUGCUCGUCCCUGGGAAAAAGACUAAGGAGCCGCCGAGAUGGCUGGGAACCGCGGAUAAAAUUAAUUUGGAAUCUAGAUUCUCGACCAGCAUAUACUUGUUACCACAAAGCUCCCUGGAAAUUAGCAUGAUAGAGCCAACGGUGAACAGAUUCGCCACGAGUAUGCAGGAAAAUGGCUACUUCGGUUACCUGAGCGUCGAAUGUUACUGUUAUGUGCAGAAAACGGAGGAGAAAUUGAUAGUGCUAAUGUUAAACAUAUACCCAUACUAUUCGUACACUCAGAGUUACGUUGAUUGGAUGAAAUUCGCGAUUGGAGGAUUGUAUAAUGCUAUGGGGCAAACUGUGACGCAUCCUUUGGAUGUGACUAAAGUACGAAUGCAAAUCUCGAAAGCCUCUUUGGUCGAUGUAGUGAAAGCUAGCUUACAAGAAGUUGGAGUAAGUGGAUUUUACAUUGGUUGGACUGCAGGACUUCUAAGACAGUUGACAUACACUACGACCAGGCUUGGAAUAUAUACCACUCUGUACAACUGGGCCCAAUCACAGUUCGAUCAUUUAAAUUACCCUGCAAUGAUCGGUAUCGGAAUGAUAUCCGGUGUCAUGGGUUCAUUCAUCGGAACACCGACCGAUUUGGUUCUAGUUCGUAUGAUAGCUGAUAUAAAAUUACCUCCAGAACAGCGAUGGAAUUACAGAAAUGCCAUAACCGGGCUAAUUGAUAUUUCGAAGGCAGAGGGUAUCGCUGGAUUGUGGAGAGGAGCUGUGCCAACGAUGACCAGAGCAGCAAUAGUGAAUGGAAUGCAAUUAGGCACAUACAGCAGAGCGAAAUUGAUGUUCAAAGAUACUGGUUUUUUCGAAGAAGGAAUAUUAUUGUCAUUUCUGGCAGCGAUGGCUUCCGGAUUCGUGAUGUCAGUGACUUCACUUCCAGUGGACGUAGCUAAAACUAGAAUACAAAAUUGGACUUCACCAACGAAACCACCAGGAGUGAUUGGUAUGAUUAGUAACAUAGCGCAAACAGAGGGACUACCAGCACUGUGGCGUGGAUUUUUACCGUACUUCAGUAGAGCAGCACCUAAUGCCGUAGUCACUAUGAUAUGUCUCGAUCAGUUGACACAAUUGUACAUCAAAGUGUUCAUGUCGGCUGAAUGA